Messenger RNA from Aspergillus homomorphus CBS 101889, 1074 nucleotides. RefSeq names its product acyl-CoA thioesterase. The record is from RefSeq and is a predicted model, not a curated record. The transcript has 2 exons. The coding region runs from base 1 to 1074 and encodes 357 amino acids. NCBI's taxonomy places the organism in Eukaryota, Fungi, Ascomycota, Eurotiomycetes, Eurotiales, Aspergillaceae.
AUGGCCAUCCUAUCCACUCUAGCCACCCUCCUCAAGGAAUACAUCGCAUCGCUCCUAACAUGGAAAGCCUUAGCGCUAUUCCUGGCGGUGAUCAACCUGAAGAACCUCCCUCUCGCAUGGCACGCCCGCCUAGCCAAAAACCUCUACCUCAACAUCCGGCGCACACCAACCGACCCCCACCACCCACCGCACACGCACCCGCAACCGCACAGCAAACACCCGAUCUUCCUCCCGCUCACCAUAACCUCGCGCACCCCAAUCCUAGAAACAGACUACAACCUCCACAAAUCCAACAGCACGUAUUUCUCCGAUCUGGACAUCGCGCGCACCGCCCUCGCCACCCGGAUCUUCACGCCGGGCUCCCGCAUCGUCAACCGCGAGCUGGACGCCGAGAUCGCCUCCUCCUCCUCCCAGACCCAAUCCGGUAGUGCAAGCGCAGGUGCAGCCGGGGCCGGGGCCGGGGGUAAACUAGGCCUGUAUAUAGCCCUAGGCAGCGUGUUUUGCAGCUUCAAGCGCGAGAUCAAGCCGUUCGAGCGGUAUGAGAUCUCCUCUCGCGUGGUUGCUUGGGAUGAGAAGUGGGUUUAUAUGGUUAGUUUCUUUGUGAGGCCUUCUAGGGCUUCGGGGAAGGGGGAUAAGGCUGAAGGGAAAGAGAGGGGCAGGUUGUUGGCGACGGCUGUUAGUAAGUAUGUUGUUAAGAAGGGCCGGAUGACUGUUCCUCCUGAGCGGGUGUUACGGGCUAGUGGCUUUUUGCCGGAUAGGACGGGUAAUAUCACCGGGACGGGGACUGGGAUAGGGGGUCUUACGCCGGGGGAGAGUAGUGAUGACGGGAUCACGGCUGCUGCGACCGCUACUGCUGUGGAUGCGGAGGUUGUGAGGGAGGUUUUGGUGAGUGGUGGGAUUGGGGAUGAGGAGGAAGAGACGAAGGAGGAGCUCCGGCGGAGGAAUGUCGGUUCGUGGAAUGAGGAGGACUGGCCGUGGGAGAGGAUCGAGGAGGAACGGUUGCGUGGGUUGAAGGUUGUGGAGGGCUAUGCGGGUUUGGAUGCGAAGUUGUUUGAGGAGUGGGGUGGGGAGUGA